GCUGCAGCCAUUUCGUAUUAAAAUCACACGGGGAGAAUGCUAUCUUUUUUCCUGAAGACUACUCUGAAUCGAAUCCUGAGACAACCUGAGAUUUCGCGCGAUUUCAUUUCACGAAUUAGGGACCCUUUAAAUCACAGACUGCAAAGCAUCGCCACCUGUCGCCCAUUCGCUGAAAGAACUUCCAAAAUGACUGACGUCAAAAAAUUAUUCAAAUUCAUGGAACUCGUCGGCAGACUUAAGCAUGUCAAAAGGACGGGAUGGAUUCUUCACAACGUUGUGGAUCCUGAAACUAUAUCUGGGCACAUGUAUCGCAUGGCUAUGCUGUCGUUUUUGAUUGACAAUACCGAAAAUUUAGACAAAGUAAAGAUUAUGCAGAUGACCCUAAUUCAUGAUCUGGCUGAGUGCAUAGUCGGAGACAUAACACCAGUUUGUGGUAUUUCUCCCGAAGAAAAGCACAAAUUAGAAGACGAAGCAAUGCAAAAAAUUUGUGAUCUUCUGGGAGACAAGGGACCUGAUAUGUUGACAAUGUUCAGGGAGUACGAGGAACAGCAAACUCCCGAAGCGCAGUAUGUGAAAGACUUGGAUAGGCUAGAUCUAAUCAUGCAAGCAUUUGAAUAUGAAAAGCGUGAUAGUGUACCUGGUAAGCUAGAAGAAUUCUUUGUGUCUACCAAUGGCAAAAUUCGGCAUCCAUUUGUUAGCCAACUUGCAGACGAAGUAAAUGUCCAAAGAGAAGCUCUAGGAAACAUUCCAUUUAAUAACAAACCAUAAUCUCUCUUCUAAAUCAAAAAUACAUUUUAAGUAGGUAUCUUAAUUUGGUGAAGCUCUAGCUUAAGAUCAAAGACUGAAAAAGCUAUUUACCUAUGCACGUUCGUAUAUUGAGUCAGAUCUAAUUUUCAGUACUACUAUAGUGCAAGAAUUAAACUGUAUAUCGUUUGAGUUUAAUGUAAUUCGAUCUGGACCGGUCUUCAAAUUUCUGUGAAGGGAAUAAUUUUUCAGUCGAGCCUUUGCCAUAAUCAGACCAAAAAUCAAUAAAAGAAAAAUAACUGAAUUAUGAUAGCUACACGCGAGUUACUACGCUAAAAAUUAAGAUAAACCUGCUUCAGUACGUAUAACUUGAGAAGUUUUUGCAAUAGUUACAGUGUAUAGGUACAUUACACAUGGCCUGUCUGGCUUCUCCUUUGAAUGUAGAAAUAAUUUUUAUAGUGAUUCACAUUGUCCCUGACGACUGACGUGAUAUGGUUCUCUUGGUGUACUUUGUACUAUUUAUUUCUUUUCAUCAAUAUGCUAGCAGGUACUGCAUAUUUCAUUUCAAUAGCUGCCCUUAUAAUAUAUUUUUAAAUAUUGACGGUUGUUUUAAAAUACGAAAUUAAGUUAAUCAUUUUGUUACAUUCUUCGAAUCGUAUUUAUUCAAAUUUCGCUCAUAAACCGAUUCACCCUCUGAUCACUUGAUCAUCAAAUGCCUCCUUCGUGUACAAAAUCUAAUUAUUCAUCUUACAGUUUAUUCCCAAAGUUCAAACAUUUAUUUUACUUAUCAGCGAUUACAUUGUUGUUUUAAUUAAUUUUGUAUUUCCUUGAUGUAUCUGCAAAGAAGUAUUACUGGAUCAGUAAUAAGUUACAAAAGUAGAAUACUAGUUUUAUUGGUGUGAUAUAAAACAUUGACUUAUAUUAAAAUAAAAUAAAAUGAGUUUAUUUGAACAAUUUA
Messenger RNA from Athalia rosae (coleseed sawfly), 1702 nucleotides. Its product is annotated as 5'-deoxynucleotidase HDDC2. The record is from RefSeq and is a predicted model, not a curated record. The coding region runs from base 37 to 768 and encodes 243 amino acids. Gene Ontology annotation, molecular function: 5'-deoxynucleotidase activity. Gene Ontology annotation, cellular component: cytoplasm. Lineage: Eukaryota; Metazoa; Arthropoda; Insecta; Hymenoptera; Athaliidae. The transcript is spliced from 5 exons.